Dufourea novaeangliae is the source of this 1615-nucleotide messenger RNA. It is a transcript of the gene Miga, whose product is annotated as protein FAM73B. The transcript is spliced from 7 exons. Bases 1 to 1224 code for a protein of 407 amino acids. The record is from RefSeq and is a predicted model, not a curated record. Gene Ontology annotation, biological process: mitochondrial fusion. NCBI's taxonomy places the organism in Eukaryota, Metazoa, Arthropoda, Insecta, Hymenoptera, Halictidae.
AUGGGGUUGGGAGAUGGCAACGAUGAUGUGAACCAGAUUAUGAAAAUCAGAGCGUACAGCCAUCGACUGGAGGCGCUGGAAAAGGCUCUUUACUGCUGGGAGGAUGCGCUCACCGCGUUCAGCUCUUCUCUCAGUAAUGACACGCUCGCAUUACCGUCCAAGGCGGAUGCGGCGUUUACGCACGAUGUCCAGGACCUUCUUGACAUGGGUUAUCAAAUCCAGAGCCAGGCGGAACUCCUCUUUAUCGACCAGCACUCGGUACUGUUUCGCCACGACAGCCAGGAGAGCGUUGAAAGCCACAAGCCAUCGAACAUCAGUACCCGGAUAUCCGGAAAAGACAAAGCGGACGCUGCGUCAUCGCCUGAGUCGUUCGAGUCUGCGCGCGACGGCGUGGCAGAUUUACGGGAAUUCGAGGAAUUUUCCGAGUUUUUCCCGCACUUCGAGAAACAAAAACUUUACCACACUGCCCUCAAACAACACGAGGAUAAAGGUAUUCCUUGCAGGCGACUGCACACGGAACUGGUUAAGUGCGGUUCAGACGUUGAAUAUUUAGCAAAAGUUUAUUGUUUGCGACAAGCGUAUACUAAAUUGUUCACUAUACCAACCGCCAAAGUGUGGAUCGAAGAUAUAGGCCGACAAGUCAUUAGUGAUUUGAUCAUGUAUGCAGACAGGGAUCCUAAGGAUUACUUGACGCAUUACGAACGGAUGAUGGAGUUCUUGCAAGAGCCACGGAGUCAAAGUCUUAUGGAGGAAGAGUUAACGGCGAAAGGCGUGAAAUGUAUUAACUUCUACGAUAUUCUUAUCGACUUUAUUCUGUUGGAUGCGUUCGAGGAAAUCGAGAAACCGCCGUCGUCGAUUAAAUCUCUCACGCAGAACCGAUGGAUAUCGGCUAGUUUCUGUGAAACCGCAAUCGGCACUGCGGUUUGGUCGAUCCUUGUUAGCAAAAGAAAAAUGUUGAAGUACGACAAAGGGUUCCUGGCACAUUUCUAUUCGAUCUCCGAACAAGUCUCUCCAGUACUUGCUUGGGGCUUCUUAGGCUCGGAAGGAAACCUACGUUCCACCUGUCACUAUUUCAGGGAUCAAGUCGUUGAAUUCCUCGUAGAUGUAUUUAAUUUCUUUAAAGUAAGGUACACCGACGUCGAUCAUCUAGCCGAAGAUGUACUCAGGGAAAUGAAGAUAAGGGUCGAGAAUAUAAAUCAAAGGCUUUCGCUAGAAGGCUGCUAAUCAAGCGUAAGCAAACAAGUUAUUCAGAAGAAAUAUUUAAUAUAUACAAAACAAUCCGUAGACUUGAAUAAACACGGCGAUAGAACAAAAGGUGCGACACUUUAUUAAAUGAUUAUAAUUGUUACAAUUGAACUACUUGUUGUUUUUGCAAUUGCUGCGAAGCAUAUAGAACAGCACGUGCGUUGAUGUUCCUUUUAACGAAUAUAUUUGCUGUGGCCACGUUCAACAUUUAUAUUUAAAACUUAAUGCAAAUACAUUAUCAGAUAUAUUUUGUUACUAUACCCACCGGCAGACCCCUUUUUAUUUAAAUCAUGUUGUAAAUAGAUCUAUUAUUUUGAUAACAGUAUUGUUUUCUAAAUAUAGAGCAACUAUUUAAUUUAUGAAGCGAAGA